This is a messenger RNA of Cherax quadricarinatus, 5517 nucleotides long. NCBI's taxonomy places the organism in Eukaryota, Metazoa, Arthropoda, Malacostraca, Decapoda, Parastacidae. The record is from RefSeq and is a predicted model, not a curated record.
CACAUCACAAACAGGUUGCAGAAAAUAAUAUAGCAACUUUUUAUUAUACGGAAUGCAGGUGGGGUGGCGGUGGGCGGCGUGGGCGGCGGCAAGACGGAGACGCUGACCAGUUUAGCUCGAGCGGCUGGACAGUACUUGGCCACCCUCACCUGUACUGCCCACACGCCCACACAGAGUCUGCAGAGUGUUGUGAGCGGGUGUGUGCAGGGCGGGUACUGGUUGGUUCUGAAAGACGCGCACCACCUCCCACCAGCUGCCCUGGCCAGCCUCGCCCAGUACGCCCACAAUAUCCACCAUUCCAAGCUCCAUUCUCUCAAGAGGUGUGUGAUCGACGGUCAGGAGAUGAAGCUACUUGACUGCUUCAGUUUAUUUAUGAGUGUGACUCAGGAGAGCAAUAUGGCGAGUAUGUCACCCAGUCAGUCCUCGACGUCGUCACCCAGUCAGUCAUCGUGCCCACUGCUUAACCACCCAAUCACUCCUCACAUCACCUCUGUGACGGUGUGUCCACCCAGGAUCGACACGUUGCUCGAGGCGGUGCUCGUGGGUCGAGGCUUCAGUUGUUCUCCAGGUUACCUGCUGAUGGUACGUCAGUGUUUCACUCACUUCACCGCCCUCCUACCCACUGCGCCCCCGCCCGCCCUUCCCAGACUUGUGCAGGCGACAGCUCGGGUGUCUUGUGAUAUAAGAAAUGUGAUGCAAGGUCACAUUAGCCACCACACCAGCUCGUGUGAAAAUUCAGCGAUGACCAAUGCAUUAAGUGUGGAAAGACAACAUUUAAAGGAAGGCACAGUAGGAGAGUCCAUUGCCACUCCGUCGUCGGGUGUCACUUCUCUAUGGAUGCGCCUUCCAAGAUACUCGCGACCAUUGACAGAUGAAGCCGUCAUCACUCAAGCUGUUUACGCAGUGCUCACUCCCCUGCUCAGUGACAGAGAGCAAGAAUGGCGUCGUAUUUUCACCAAGAUUUUUGAUAUCGAAGAACCCGAAGAUAAUCAAGGAUCUGCUGAGGAUUCAGAGAUCGAGGAGUCAGUGCGUGAAGUCCUACUGGAAUGGGGCUACAGAAGCCGCGAAGCUUCGGAGUCUAUUGAAAACUUACAACCGGUAAAAGAACCGAGUUCUGAUAUUAAUGUUUAUGAUAUUAACAAGGCACAAGAAGUUCAGAGUAAUGAGAAGCGUUGUGUUGAAGGGGCAAAUACGGAACUGGAGAAAAAUUAUGGACCUAUAAUACAGGAAUCUGAAACCAGGAAAUCAGAAAUUAGAAUGAAUCUGAGUAGCCACGGUGCUAGCCUUCUGAAGGCAGCUUUACACAUGUACUCCCUCCUCGCAAUACAUCACUGCUGUUGCAUCACGUCGUCCUCGGGAGCUGGCAAGUCUACUGUAUGGAAGGUGCUGGCGGAAUCACUAAAUAGACUGUGGAUGAGAGAAACUGGUGACAAACGUGAGAUUCGACCGUGGAGAGUGGCAUGCCAGGUGGUGCACUGCGGAGCCUUCACUAGACGUCACCUGCUGGGGUACUGGCACGAUGAUGGUAACGUGUGGCGCAAGGGUGUUCUCUUUACCACUCUCACUGAGGCACAGCAGAGUGACGGGGAGAGGUGGGUGGUGUUGGUAGGACCCUUGCAACGCAGCGUGCAAGCAGCCCUUGUCUCUCUUUUUCAUCCCUCGCCAGUCUUCAAAGAUGAGGCUCUGUAUCAGGUCAUCCUUGGUCACCAUAUCAGGAUCAUACUUGAGCUGAAUGGAGAGGAGGACCUAAUUCCUCAAGUCCGUACCAGGUGCCCGGUGCUGGAGCUGGAUACUGAGGCGAUAAGUGUGGAGAAUGCUGCUGACGAGGGUGUCCACCGCCUUGCAUACCUUCUCCCGCACCUUCAGGCGCCACAGGCACUGGCAAAAGCGGGCUCCACUCUGGCUCGAGGCCUCCUCAACCUCCAGCUUCCUCACACUUCACUGGUUUGUGUGGCGAGGUGUGUGUGUCGCCUGACGGAGGGAAGGGUGACACCCUCCACACUCCCAGGGGAGAUAAUGGAGGUUAUGACGCAGGUGCUUGAGCUCCUCCAUACCUCCAUGUACCCACACCUCCACCAAGACGCUAGAGAAGGCUCCUACACCCCGGCCAGACUGGACUCUCGUAGCCCGGCGCCCUCUGAUGCUUUCCUGGAUUAUGCUGGCCGGGUGGUGGCUAUACCAGAGUUCCAGGCAGGGCUGAGCCUUCUGCCGCAGCUGCUCGAUGCCUCCUGUCCCCUGCUUAUCUAUUCUAAAUCUGGGUAUGGGUUAAGCACUUUUUUGGACAUGUUUGAACGCAAUCUGGCGCCUGCAACUCGAGUCAUUCGAUUCAAGUGUACACCACUGUCAACAGCUGAGGACCUUUUCUCCAGUAUGAUAAGUUCUCUUCUACCGUGCACAAUUUCCAGCUCUCAGUUGCAACAGUCGCCCAGAACUGUGUAUGAGGUGAGUGACUGUAACUGGUCGACAGGUCAGCAGUUACCAACAGAACUCGACAAGUCUAUGAAAGUGCUCGCUCCGGGUGAUGAGGGAUUUUCUCUUCUGCUGCUCGAAGAUUUGCACCUCCAACUACAAGUGAAUGGCCUCGUUGGAACAAUUUGGGAAGCUUUCAGACACAUGGUAGAAUGUGGAAAAGUAGUGUGUCCUGUGUCAGGGACGAGGUACCUCCUGCAACGUGUGGUACCUAUCCUCACCAUCUCCUGCCCUUCCACACCUGACCACCAUGUUCCUCCAAGGUUCCUCAGGCAUUGUGUUGUUAUGGGACUCCCGCAUCCUUCACCUGCCACCUGUGAAUACAUCAUAAAGGUAUGUCUUCAGGACGUUCUUGUGGAGAUCGACGAAGACAACCAUCUUCCAGAGGCUGCACGGGAUGUUGUUUUGGAUCUUUAUCAGAACCUUCAAGCCCCAACGCCGCCCCUCACUCCCAUUCACACCUCAAGGCAACCUCCCAAUACCGAUAAGCACGAGGACGACGAAGCUAGCUCUAACGAAAGGAAGGAUGAGUGUCAAGAUCGGGAGGCUGCCACUCGUCAAGGCUCCAAUAUUGCUGAUAAAAUUCCCAUUAACAGUGAUCAUGCUGUUGUUGGUUUAAUGAGCAGCAGUAACAAGACUGUGGAUAAUAAAGAGAGCAAAAACCAUAGAGAGCAGUCGAGUGUUUUAGCUCCUAACCUGCACCAUCUGCUACACUUAACAGAGGCACUGAGGAAGAACUCAUGCCUUCUGCAGCUAACCAUGGGCCAAGCAGCAUCCCUCAUCACUUUCGAAGCAAGAAGAGUCUUCAGCGGCCUCUUCACUUGCGAGACCAUCUUGAAGAGACGAAUUUCGGCCAUCAUCAGGAAGUAUUUUGACGAGGUGGAGGAAGGAUUGGUGUGGUGGCCAGGUGUGACGGAAGAUGGUAAGAAAAUGAUGACACACGCCAGGGACUACAACGAAGUCAUCAAGAAUGUUCAGUACCCUGAAGGACUCCAGCCCAUAAUGUUCACACGGACACACUUCGACGGGCUCCUGAAGCUAGUGUUAACGAUGGAAUCCUACAGCAUGCAUGCCAUCAUCAUCGGUCCACCAGGGGUGGGUAAGAUGUCCCUGGCGAAGAUGGCUGCUUUCAAUACACGCACCAGAGUAUACCAGCUGGAUGAGCACCGGGAGGAGGCUGGUCGGGUGGCAGGCAUCAGAGCAGCAGUGGAAGCCUCAGGGGUAGGGGGACGCCGCACCGUCAUCCUUCUGAGGGACCACGCCCUCACCCCCACCAUCCUCGAUACUGUGUACAGUCUGGCCAAUGCUGGUUGGAGUGAAGGAUUGUGGGGGCCUCUUAGGGUGCGUGGUUUGCUGGAAGCCAUCAGGCAAAGAGGCAAGAGUCCCAAAACGCAGGAGAACCGCUGGAUGACCUACCUGGAGGAGGAGGAACUGGCCACGCUCAAGCACAGAUUCAUUACAAAUGUUAAGAGGAAUCUUCACGUGUGCCUAAUCACACACUCGUACCAGGUGAGUGAGGAAUGGUGUACGCGGUACCCAUCACUGAGGAGCAGGUGGACCUGGGUGAAGAUGGGCACCUGGGACACAGAGACGCUACAGGAGAUUGCCAGAAGGACUCUCCUAACAGCAGAUCUCCAGCCGCACGUCCUAUAUCAACUGCAGGUGGCGCUCCCCAGCAUCCACCAGAUGCUGGAGAAGGAGGAGGUACUGAAUGUAAUUGUGAUGGCGGACUUCGUGGAGGCAUGCCAGGUGACAGUGAACCUGCUGGCGCGACGCCGGGCUCAACUCAGAGAUUCACUGGCUCUGGUCAAGGGCGGCAUGGACAAACUGCACGAGACGAGCGGCAACGUAGAGGAACUGAAGGGGGAACUGGGAGAGUUGGAGCCUGAGCUGAAGGCUACACAGGAGGAGGGUCAGCGCCUCACGCACGCCCUCUCUCAGCAGCGAGCCCAGGUUUCCCACAUCAGGGACCAGAUGAUCGCCCAGGAGGAGAAAGUCAAGGAGAAAUGUGAAGCUGUUGGAGCACUGAAUGAAGAGAUAGUUCAGGAGGUGGGGGAGGCAGUGCCGGGGCUAGAGACGACUGAAAAGGCCAUCAAGGCACUGGACAAGAAGGAUCUGGUGGAAGUGCGGGUACUCAACAAGCCGCCAGACCUAGUUCUGGCUGUCAUGGAACCUAUCUGUCUUCUCCUCAACGUCAAACUGGAGUGGUCAGCAAUGAAGACGCUCCUGGGAGACCCAACCAUGACCAAGAAGCUCCUAGAGAUCGAGAAAGACACCAUCUCAGAUGCUACCCUUAGGAAACUCAAGAAAUACACUGAGAAUCCCAAGUUUCUCCCGGAGGAGGUAGGGAAGGUGUCAAAGCCUUGUCGUCCACUGUGUGCCUGGCUCAAGGCUCUGGAACACUACGCUCAAGUCAUUCGCAAUGUUGAACCAAAAAAACUAAGACUUGCGGAGUUGGAGCGUGAUUUAAGUGGCAUUCAGCUGGAGCAGCGUCAGCUCCAGCAGCAGCUGGGCCAGAGCGAACGGGAGCUGAGUGAGCUACAGGCUCGCUAUGAGGGUUGUGUAUGCCGGCGGCAGCAGUUGGAGGGCAGCAUCAAGCGAGCCACGGCCAGGCUGCAGCGCUGUACCAGGCUCACCACCGUCCUCGCUGACGAGGAUUCAAGAUGGUCAGCAAAGAUAAAGGUGCUAAUGAGCGAGGUUGAGAGCGUGUACGGGGAGUGUACACUAGGGGGCGUGGCCGUGGCUUACUUGGCUUCCCUGCUGCCUCCUCAGAGGGAUCGCCUCCUUCACCAGGUCGUCUCCAUACUUACUGGCACCGGCAUCAUCACUCCCAAGAAAUAUGAUCUGGUGGAGACGCUGAGCACAACUGAGACUCGGGAGUCUUGGGAAGCUGCUGACCUGUACUGCGAUCCUGCAUGCUUCUUGCAGGCUGCUUUCGUCAAAGCCGCCGCCAGGAGGACCCUGGUUCUGGACCCAGAUCAUAUGUUUAUUGUUAUUUUCUUGUUGUCUAAUCCUGUUGCUUUAAGAUAUUCAUCAAAGCCUGCAUGA